GCCCAUUCCAUAACGACCAUAUCACUUAAAAUGCACCUCAAACCAAUCAACGGAUCGGAGCUUCGAAUGCCCGAUGUUGUCCUUGGAGACCACAAGUAUGAUGGCCGCGUAAUUUUGUAUGCGCUCAAAGCGAAUGAGACCAACUACAUCAACUUCAUCAAACCCAUGAUUUUGGCUCUUGAACUAGAUAUACCUCAUGUCAUAUCUAUCAUCGAUACUCGCGAUCAAUGGUUCUAUUCAAUCCAUCCUGAGCGAAUGGUCCCAUCGCUCAAAGACCUUGAUCCAGAGACAGGUGAAGACGUAAUAGUGUUCGAGGGAACAGCAUGUUUGCAGUAUUUGGCUGAGUUAUGGGACAAAGAUGGACUGUGGAGUGGGCGAACAGCAGCUGAGAAAGGCGCAGUGCUUGCUUGGACAGCAUACCAGACUGCAGGACUGGGGGCGACAGCAAAAUACUGGCUGUACUUUCUGCGCGGGUACCCGACGCGAAAAGACCCCGUGCAGCUCCCUCGCACCAUUGAAAAGUUGCAUGCAAAUGUUCUAAAGCAGUGGGACAUCCUUGAGACCAGGCUAUCACAACCUGGUCAACAAUAUAUUGCGCUCCGUGAUCGACCUACGCUUGCCGACCUUUCGUAUUUUCCUUUCGCAAUGCCGUGGAUGUUCCAAUUUCUCGGUGUCAAUGUAGUGGACUGGCCUAAUAUUGAAAAGUGGGGUAAGUUGAUGCUUGCACGUGCAGCAGUCAAGAAGGUGAUGGAUGAGGCACCCACAUUUGGCCAUGAGGCUGCAGAAUGUUCGAUGUAA
Periconia digitata is the source of this 798-nucleotide messenger RNA. The record is from the annotation of a GenBank genome assembly. Lineage: Eukaryota; Fungi; Ascomycota; Dothideomycetes; Pleosporales; Periconiaceae.